Messenger RNA from Bipolaris maydis ATCC 48331, 1783 nucleotides. Lineage: Eukaryota; Fungi; Ascomycota; Dothideomycetes; Pleosporales; Pleosporaceae. The record is from RefSeq and is a predicted model, not a curated record.
CAUGAUGCUUUUCGAGGAGUUCACUAGUUUGGCGAUCUAGUUCGCACGCGCAGUUGGAUCAUCCAACUGCGCAGGAAUUACGUCACACUAGCUGCGCUGCCUUGAAAGUCUUCCCCUCUUUCUUAACAGCGCUGAUUCUUCAUUUUUGAUUUGCAAGUUCGCACAAUCUAAUUCCUCUUCAAAUCCAAAAAAACCCCUUUCUCCAAAAAAAUCAUUUCAGUCAACAUGUCUCGCAGAUUCCUAACCUACGGUGGUCUUACUGCUCUUGGUGGAGCGACUUACUACCUCUACAACGCUGGAGGCGACCCGAAGCUUGCUGAGAAGAAAGCAGAACACGAUGCGGCGAAUGCUACGCGCAGACUGAGAGGCGACUACCCUGGCCAGGACAAGGAAGCGAAGAAGGCAGCCGAGGAGGGUUACGAGGCAGUACGCGCCACCGCACAGCAAUACGCCGACCAAGCCAAGGCGGAGGCGAAUAGACUUGAAAAGAAGUUCGAUGCUUACAGCGCCGAUGCGAAAAAGCAGUACGAGCAUGCAAAGGUACUUGCUGAACAAGAGCUACACCAAGCCGGCAAGCAGGUCAACGCAGCGGCGAACAAGUUUGAUGCCGUCGUCGAGGACAAGGCGGCAAAGGCAACGGGCUGGUUCGGCGGCUGGUUUGGUGGUAGCAAACGUCUUCCGGCCGAGCUCGUCAACCUUCUCGCACUCCACUCAUCCUUUCUGACGGCCCUCUCACUGCAUUACGCGCACAACGGCAUCUCGACACCCGCAGAUCUCCAGGCCUUGACUGCAUCUACGACUCUGGUAUGGCGCCAGCGCAAGGUCACUUACGAUGACGUACGGCUGCUCAUCGGCAUCCUCGACCACGGCCCUUCUGGCUCCAACAACCCCUACUACCUAUCCGACUAUGGCCGUGGCAAGAUUUGCAUCGAGAUUAAGGAAAACAGCCCAAUGAUGAACGGAAUGACGCACAUGAACGAACAAGGCCUGCAAGAAAUGUUCAAGGAGGGUCUAGACACAUUGUGGUCCCAAUGGUGUGCAUCGCAGCAGAUGUCGACUCGACCUAUUGCCGUACCCAAGCGUGGACGGGGACGCCCAAAGAAGACCGAUGUCAAGCAAGCAACCAUGGAGACUUUCCUCGAUGACGCUUCCAUCUCAAAGUUCCUCGGUCAACUUCCCCUUGCCGAGAUCACCACAUGCGAAUCGCUUAUCGUACUUGCACCAUCACAAGAGAAAGGACGUAAGAGAUUAAGGGAGUUCAAAGAAAGUGUCCAGCAAGGACGUGCACAAAAGAAGACAAGACCAGCGACAGGCAAAGAAAAUGAGUCUACUACAUGCCAAACCCAACAAACUCAACCUGCACAACCCAAGAUCACCGAAUUCGCUGCCGUUCGCAAAACCAAUCUUCUCGACCGCAUCCUCGCCAAACAAGAAGCCGCCAAAGCUGGACCUGCUGCUCCUAGUCCUGCUGAGCUCCAACGAAGAGCAGCACUCCAACGCACCCCAGAAGUUCUUGGCGUUCUCUCCCUCCUUUGUGCCAGCAAACCUGGAUCUCGUGUUUCUUUCUCUACUACCGCUCUUCUACAGGCCCUACAAGGCUCCAUCCGAACUCCUAUCUCAAAAGAUGAGGCAAUGAAGUGUGUGGAAGUGUUGGCGAACGAGGUUGCACCAGGAUAUGUCUCCCUUGUCAGUAUGGGAGCCAUGUCUAGCGUGGUCAUCAACCAGAUGAUGAGGCCCACGGACAUCAAGAGCAGGCUUAUAGCGCUGGGCGCAUGAUCACUAU